Neopelma chrysocephalum (saffron-crested tyrant-manakin) is the source of this 1731-nucleotide messenger RNA. RefSeq names its product methionine sulfoxide reductase B2 (gene MSRB2). Gene Ontology annotation, biological process: response to oxidative stress; protein repair. Gene Ontology annotation, molecular function: peptide-methionine (R)-S-oxide reductase activity. Lineage: Eukaryota; Metazoa; Chordata; Aves; Passeriformes; Pipridae. Gene Ontology annotation, cellular component: cytoplasm. The record is from RefSeq and is a predicted model, not a curated record. The annotation marks the transcript as partial. The transcript has 6 exons.
GCACCCACACAGCAAGAGCACUUUGGCAUGCAAGCACCUGACUUGUUCUCCUUAAAAACAACCUGCAAUGGCUGCAAGCAAACGUCUCAGCAGGAUUUUGUUAUAUUUAUGGCUGUAGCGAUUGUUGAUUUUUUAAGCUGAUCUCUUUGCCUCUCAGUCUGACAGCUCAGGCUGAGCGCACGGAUCAGACGCGCCCGGCGCAUUGCCCGGUCCCGCCCCCCGGACAUGGCGGCGCGGCUGCCCCUGAGGGUGCUCGGAACCUGCGGCCUCCGCCUCGUCCUGCUCCGCUCCGGCGGCUGCGCCCGCGCUGCCCACAGGGGCACAGACAAAGGGUCUCUGACUAAACAAGCUGAAGCAAGUGCUGCUACAGACUGGAAAAAGAAAUUGACUCCGGAGCAAUUCUAUGUUACAAGACAAAAGGGAACUGAACCGCCAUUUAGUGGGAUCUAUCUGAAUAACACAGAAUCGGGAAUAUACUACUGCGUGUGCUGCAAUGCCCCACUCUUCAGCUCAGAAAAGAAGUACAAUUCUGGGAGUGGAUGGCCAUCGUUUUCUGAGGCUUAUGGUACUUGUGGCAGAGAUGAAAGUAAUACCAAUAUCAUGAGACGACCAGAUAACUCAUUGGGAUUAGCUAGAACUGAAGUUGUCUGCAAACAGUGUGACGCCCAUCUAGGCCAUGUGUUUGAUGAUGGUCCCACACCUUCUGGGCAGAGGUUCUGUAUCAACAGUGUUUCAUUAAACUUCAAACCAGGCUCUGGUCAGUGAGAAGUGGAUCUCUGUGGCUUACAGAAUGUCCUUUCUCUGCUUGUACAGCAUGCUUGUGAAAAAUUCUCAUGCUUUUAAUAUAUAACCCAAAUUUUAGUACUUAAGCCAUAGUAGCUUUGUUUUCCAGCUAUUAUCUUUGUUAAUAAAAUACAUAUUUUUGUCAUAACUCUUUUGCGGUCUGUCUUUUCAUGGUUAGUGCGAUGUUUUGAUCUGCUUAUUGUAUUUUUUCAUUAAAAAAAUCUGUGCAAUAUUUCACUUUAAUAACUAUCAUUAUUAACUCUAUUGAGGCUGCUGAAAUGAUGUGCUCUCCUGAAACUGACUGUCUAUUCUGACCAGUAAUUGUGGCACCCAGGAACACAACUGAUGUUGAAAAUGGCUGAUCAUGCCACAGCUUAUACUUCUGUAAAAUCAUCAUAUCUUUCUAAAGAGAAGCAAAAAUAAUAUGAAUCUUCAAAUAAGGUUUGGGGGGUUUUUUUUCCCCCUAAUGUGAGAGACCUUUAGCCAAGCCAAGUGACUUUUCCAUGAACCCACGAAAGCAAAGUGCUGAAGGAGGGCCUAAUUAAAACUAUUCCAGGCAAUGGAACCAGUGGAGACACUGAGUCUUUCUUCUUUAAAAUCAAUUAUUUUGAUUCUGUGUCCAAUAGCAGAGCUGAAAUAGGGUUUACUCCAGGAACUUUGUCUUGCAGCAAUAAUAUGAUAAUAAUGUAAUGAUAUGUGUAGUAUUUCCAGACUUCUGUUAUCACUUAUGUAUUUCAGAAUCCAAAAAUAAAAAUGAAUGUGAAAUUUACUGUAUUUGGGGAAAAUAAGUCGGCAUCAAAAAACAGGUUCAGUAAAAUUAUGCUUUUGCUGAAAACAUGCCUUAUCUGUUCUUCCUUGUACAAGUUUGUAAAUACUUCUGUAUUCUCCCAAGCACUGUCAUUAUGGUUUGCUCUAACAGAAAAAUAAAUCCUAUUUUUGUUAAAUUGA